GGAAGUCGCCAAGCAAGUACAGCUAGGGGUUCGUUGAGCUUGGCGCCUGUGUGAAGCGAUGGUGAGUGCUGUGGAGAAGGUACCUUUUGGCCUGGAUGUUGAUGUUCUGGAAGCUAGAACAGAGAGCCUCAAUUUCAGGCUAAAGAACAAACUACAUCAUCUGUUCCAACAAAGUUUGCUGAAUCAGUGACAGUACUCUGUAGUAAUCACUAGAGAAUCCAGUAUUGUCCCAGUGUCAUACGGUGUUUACUAGAAGAAAGAUAUGAGAACUUUGAAGCCCAUUAUUCAGACGUUUCUCGCCGGAGUCUGUGUACUCGUUCUUGAAACGUUGCCAUGGAGGCGCAACGUUCUUGUGGAAAGUUCGAGCGUCGCAGAAACGGAGCCUCCAUUCGAUCGAAAUAAAUACACCUUACCGGACCCACCUCCUACUCCUGAUUACCCCGAUCCUCCAUCUACUUCCCAAAGAGUAGGUUCAUCACCCACUGCUGACCACAUGGAUCCACAAACGACUGUUAUAUAUCCAGGCUUGACGACCUCCAACCCUACUCUCAAGCCAUCAUUCUUCUGUUUAAGAAAUGGUUUCUUUCAAGAUCCCAUCGAUUGCAGCAGUUUUUAUCAAUGCUUUGGAUUAAGGGCAUUCCGAAUGGAUUGUCCAUCUGGGCUAUACUUUAAUACAAAAUUGCAGUCCUGCGACUGGCCACGAAAUGUUGCCUGUCAUAAUCCUCCCAGAUCUGUCGAUUCUUCAAAGUGUUCUCGAGAUGGACUAUUUGCAGAUUCCGAAGACUGUAAUCGAUUUUACACGUGUGUGAAUGGAAGAAUUUAUAAACACAGAUGUCCAAUUAUGCUCGUUUUCGACCAAAACUUUGGUGUCUGUGACUGGAGAAGCAAAGUUCGAUGUUCUUCUAAGCAUAACAAAAUUACUAAAAAUAGUUUAAAUUUUUGAAAUAAGAAUGAAUCUAACGGAGCCCAUAUACAGAACAAUGUACAACAGCAAGAACAGUAUUUAAGUAAAUAUAAAACCUGAGACGCAAACAUUUCUAGUUAGACGUAACUAUAAGGACUCAUUUUACAAAUAACCUUUAAUUUAAAUCUGUAAGAUCUUCGUAAUUAUAUUUUCAUAUUAAACGAUAUAAAGGUCAGUAACUAAUAGGUGGAAGAGUUCACUUUAAGUUAAAAAGGAAGAAAUGUAGCAUCUUAUUCUUGUGUUUCACUGUAGUAAUGACUUCAUUUUGAUCUAAGUUGAAGAUAAUCCACUGUUGUUGUUAAUGUUGCAAUGCUUUUUGCAGUGGAAUUCGACAACCCUCUUUUUUGUACUUAAGGUGUAGUUUACUAGUCGGAAUCUCUAAAAAUAGCAAACUUAAGGUUAAAAUAAUCCAAAUAUCCUAUACAAGUAAAUCAGUUGUUAUCAUGUAAAAUGUACAAACAAAGUAAGAAACUAUAUACUGAGCACAGCGAAAUUUCUCAAAUAAUACUUUCCUUACUAAGUAUAUUGAGAAUAUGAUAAGUGUUGACUCUUUUAGUUUUGUGUGUCUAAUUAUUCUAAAAUAUUCGUUAACCACACUAAUUUUUUUCCAAAUCUAGAGCUAAAAACUUAUCUGAUAC
Molecule: messenger RNA, 1602 nt
Organism: Limulus polyphemus (Atlantic horseshoe crab)
Lineage: Eukaryota; Metazoa; Arthropoda; Merostomata; Xiphosura; Limulidae
Product: probable endochitinase
Exons: 3
Coding region: 263-943 (226 amino acids)
Cellular component (GO): extracellular region
Molecular function (GO): chitin binding
Source: RefSeq, a predicted model, not a curated record